This is a messenger RNA of Penicillium verhagenii, 1212 nucleotides long. RefSeq names its product protein kinase. Gene Ontology annotation, biological process: protein phosphorylation. The coding region runs from base 1 to 1212 and encodes 403 amino acids. The record is from RefSeq and is a predicted model, not a curated record. Lineage: Eukaryota; Fungi; Ascomycota; Eurotiomycetes; Eurotiales; Aspergillaceae. Gene Ontology annotation, molecular function: protein kinase activity; ATP binding. The transcript has 4 exons.
AUGGCCGGCCUACGGAUGCGCCUCAUAACAUUGUCGUCCCUGCUCUCUUCCAUUGUCCGAUCACGUUGUUUUCAACCACCUCCCCUCGUUUUUAAUGAUCGAUAUCGGAUAAUUGCGAAGCUUGGCUAUGGUGCCUACUCGACUGUUUGGCUUGCGUGGGAUGAAAGGUCUUAUCCCACUAGAAUUGUUUUGAUAACAGCGCCUGUUACUAACUUGAAAUAUAGGGCGAAUGAAUAUGCUUCGCUGAAAAUUUCUGUGCGGAUUGACAACAAUAAUACCGAGCCUUCUCCCGUUCUCAACGAAAUCAACAUGCUCCAGCGUUUGAAACAGUUCGCUGAUAAGGAUCAUCCUGGGCUUGACUUUACCAGGCUUGCGCGUGAUAUAUUUGAAACAGAAAGUCUCGCUGGUCGUCAUCACUGCAUUGCAUAUAAGCCUCAAGGCAACAGUGUCCGUACAUUACAGGAGGCAUUUCCUAAUGCCAUGAUCCCUAAGGCUUUAAAUGUCUUAAUGGAGAUUGAUGACGACACUAGCCUGCAAGAUAUUGAGGACCAGGAAUCCCAGGAUCCAAGUUUGCCGAUAACCUCCGCCAUUGGGGCUAUGCCGAUAGUUGUCUACAAAUCUAUACCUGCCAUGUUAGCACUCUCCAGCCACCCUAUUCUUACAGACUAUGGUCAAAUGCGACUGGUCGAAGGAUGCUUGAAUCAAGACUGGUGGAUGUCUGAUCUCUACCGCGCUCCCGAAGUGCUCUUGCAUCUACCAUGGGGAUUUCCAGCUGAUAUAUGGUCAAUUGGCGUUAUGACCCUCGAACUUUUGGAGGGAAAAAACCUCUUCGACCCGAUUGACCAUGUUCAUGGCCAGUAUGUAAUUCCAUUGGCUUUAGCACAAUAUAUCGGAUAUCUUGGCCCCCCUCCUCUGAUUUAUAUUCAGAACAGCCCGCUUUUUACAACCUACUUUGAUGCACAGGGUAAGGCUCACCCAACCCACCACCUCCUCAUUCAACGCCUAUUCUUACUCAAAGCUAUUACAGGGAGUUGGGUCUCCGAAGUACCAGUACCAAAAACCUCACUCGAGGACUUUGUCACAACAAUCCCACCGGGAGAGGAGAAAGACCAGUUUUUGUGUUUUAUACGGAAAGUCUUGACCUGGGAUCCGGAAGUGAAAGCCACGUCAAACGAGAUUAUACCAGAUGAAUGGCUUAUGAGGCCGUUUUGA